Bradysia coprophila is the source of this 865-nucleotide messenger RNA. RefSeq names its product golgi SNAP receptor complex member 2 (gene Membrin). Gene Ontology annotation, cellular component: Golgi apparatus; SNARE complex; late endosome membrane. Gene Ontology annotation, biological process: vesicle fusion; vesicle-mediated transport. Gene Ontology annotation, molecular function: SNARE binding; SNAP receptor activity. Lineage: Eukaryota; Metazoa; Arthropoda; Insecta; Diptera; Sciaridae. The record is from RefSeq and is a predicted model, not a curated record.
AUACCAAGGCGAAUAAGACAGACGUGUAAAGUUGUGACGUUUUGAUUAGAAAAAAAUUUCGUUGAAUUGUCCAAACAUUAAAUAAAUUUAAAUUUGUCAGAAACAGUCGAAACAAUAGACCAAAAAUGGAGCAGUUAUAUCAUGAAACCAAUCGUAUCAUACAGGAAACCCAUCAAUGUUUCCAAGAGCUUAACAAUCCGAAAGUUGAUUCGAUUUUCGUAGAAAACACAAUAUCAACAAAAAUUGCAACUGUGAAUGCGAAUUGUGAUAGACUAGACGUUCUUGUAUUUAAAGUGCCUGUGUCCCAAAGAUCCAAUGCCAAAAUGAGAGUGGACCAACUGAAGUACGACAUAAGACAUUUACAGAGUGCCCUACAAAAUUGGCAACAAAAGAAACAGAAACGGGAAACGGAGAUACAGGAUCGAGAACAAUUGUUGAACCGGCGAUUCACUUCAAAUGCUGAUACUACAAUCGAUUUGGAUUAUUCGCUGCAGCAGCAUAAUUCCAUGAACAAUGCACAUCGGGGGAUUGAUGAAAUGUUGAUGACCGGCCAGAACGUUCUCGGCAGUCUCCAUUCGCAGCGGGACACACUGAAGGGAGCCCAUAAACGAAUUCUGGAUAUUGGAAACACUUUAGGCCUAUCAAAUCACACAAUGAAACUGAUCGAACGACGAAUUCAUGAAGAUAAAUAUGUGCUGCUCGGUGGCAUGGCAGUGACAACUGUUAUCAUUGUCGGCAUCAUUUAUUACUUUGUGUUAUAAUUCCAUGUUUAAAGUUAAACGCUGAAAAAGUUGAUUCAAAUGCGACUGUAUCGUACAUUUGUAUGCCCACGAGAUCUAUAAAUUAUUUCCGAAAAUUGUGCCUA